Vespa crabro (European hornet) is the source of this 3441-nucleotide messenger RNA. It is a transcript of the gene Droj2, whose product is annotated as dnaJ homolog subfamily A member 1. Bases 223 to 1422 code for a protein of 399 amino acids. The transcript has 5 exons. Lineage: Eukaryota; Metazoa; Arthropoda; Insecta; Hymenoptera; Vespidae. Gene Ontology annotation, molecular function: Hsp70 protein binding; ATP binding. Gene Ontology annotation, biological process: response to heat; protein refolding. Gene Ontology annotation, cellular component: cytosol; cytoplasm. The record is from RefSeq and is a predicted model, not a curated record.
UUCAUUACUCUUCUAGGAAGUUUCGAGAACGGUUCCGAACCGUAAUAUUGGUGGGAGAGCUACGCGUUACCACAGUUUCUUUAAAUCUAUUGCACAGUCGGAGAGGACGUGUUGCACUGCGAGUACGUUUCUACGAACGACUUUUCUGCUGACACAGCAGGAACAGUUGUGUAAUAUUUCACACUUAUUGGUCAUUAUAUCGAAGAACUUUAUUCAAUCAAAAUGGUGAAGGAGACUACCUUUUAUGAUGUCUUGGGCGUGAAGCCCGAUUGUUCGCCAGAAGAUCUAAAGAAAGCUUACAGAAAACUUGCACUCAAAUAUCAUCCUGAUAAAAAUCCUAAUGAAGGAGAAAGGUUUAAACAAAUCUCUCAAGCCUAUGAAGUUUUAUCUAAUCCAGAGAAGAAACGCAUUUAUGAUCAAGGUGGUGAACAAGCCUUGAAAGAAGGUGGAAUGGGAGGAAAUGGUUUCUCAUCUCCUAUGGAUAUCUUCGAUAUGUUCUUUGGUGGAGCCUUUGGUGGGAGAAGUGGUAGAAGGAGGGAACGAAAAGGUCAAGAUGUCAUACAUCAGCUCUCUGUAUCGUUGGAAGAGCUUUAUAAUGGGACUGUCCGUAAACUAGCAUUACAGAAAAAUGUCAUUUGUGAUAAGUGUGAAGGUAUCGGGGGUAAAAAAGGUUCUGUAGAACAAUGCACAUCGUGCCAUGGAAGUGGCAUGCAGGUACAGAUACAACAGUUAGGCCCAGGAAUGUUACAACAUAUGCAAACAAUGUGCUCUGAGUGCAAAGGUCAGGGUGAACGCAUUAAUCCGCGUGAUCGUUGUAAGCAAUGUUGCGGAAGAAAAACUAUAAGAGAUAGGAAAAUUUUGGAGGUACAUGUUGACCCAGGUAUGAUGGAUGGACAGAAAAUAGUUUUCAGUGGAGAAGGUGACCAAGAGCCUGAAUUAGAAGCGGGCGAUAUCGUUAUUCUUUUGGAAGAAAAAGAACACGAGGUGUUCAAACGAUCGCGAAAUGAUUUAAUAAUGCGAAUGCACAUAGAAUUAGUGGAAGCACUUUGUGGUUUCCAAAAAGUUAUUCGUUCCUUGGAUGGUAGAGAUUUGGUUAUCACCUCUCUUCCUGGUACGGUAACGAAGCAUGGUGACGUUAAAUGUAUCCUAAAUGAGGGUAUGCCAAUUCACAAGGAUCCAUUCACGCAUGGCAAACUUAUCAUUCAAUUUGUUGUGAAUUUCCCUAAAUCUAUUAAUCCAACUGUAAUUCCAACUCUCGAACAAUGUUUACCUAUGAGAGAGGAAGUAUUAAUUCCGGAUGGAGCCGAGGAGGUUAUCCUUACCGAUUUGGACCCUGAACAGGAACACAGGCGGAGAGAUCAACGACCAGCGUAUGAAGAAGAUCAGGGAGGUCCAUCACGGGUCCAAUGUGCCACGCAUUAAAUUUAGUUAUUCAGAUCUUAAUAAACAUGGCCACUUUCUCAUUUCAAACUAUUGUCCCAUUCGUUCGAUUCUAAGUCAUACAUAAUAAAAUGAAAAAGAAUAUACGAAUAGACGGAUAUUAAGAAUGAGAGUAUCCUUCGACCGCAGUGAAAAAGAAAAAUAGAACAAAAGAAAAAGGGGGAAAAAAAAAAGAAAAGAAAAGAAAGAACGUAAAAAUAAAAAAGUAUUUGAAUAUAAUCGAUAUUUGCGCAUGGCCGUAAGGAGAAUAACGUUUAUAAAACAACAAAUCAUGGGUUAAUAUGGGCGUGUCAUCGAGAUAUAUUCAAUGUUUUAUUUAUCCGUCAUCCCAUAAAUAUCAAGGCAUUGUACAUUUUCGUAAACAAUGCUAACUCGAAUCCGGUAGUAAUGCUUACUGUAGGUAAUCGCUAAUGAAGUAUACUUAUCACUGAAUGGUACGAUAAAAGAAAGUAAACAGUAAUGAUUUAAUAUAACAUCGCAUUAAAUUAGUCAUAAAUUAAUAAGUAACUUAUCGCAAAGUGUUGUAACAUUCAACUAAAAAACAAUCUUUGAAUCUUUUUUCUGCAAUCAGACAUUUAGUGGCUCUCAUUUAGAUAUCGGUAAACGUAAUAACAUUACGGCCGCGUGAUGUUGAUUACAUAAAUCAGGGAUGGGCAAUUUCUAUGCUGCGGGCCAUGUACUACGGUUCUCGCCAUUAAUCAACCGGUUCCCCUUCCCCCCAUUAUUUCAAUUCAUUUAUCCACCACUUUAUACUUAAAAACUAUACAGUUUUAUAGGGUACGAUGAUAUGAUUAAAUAUUUGGGGAUCGUUUUUCUUUUCGAUAUUACUGGAACAAGGCAAGUAGGAUUUAGAGUCCUCAUGUGGACCAUUAUAUAAUUGUCCAAUCCUGAUAUAAGUAAUUUGUAUUGAAGUAUAUAAAAUCCGUACUCUUCGUUUAUUGUCAUUAAUUAUUUAAGAUUCAUGUCUGUCUCGGUACGAAAUAAUAAAGUGUCGUCAUAGCAAAGUUUAUCGCUAAAUGCGAUAACACAUUGAGAUGUGGCGUUAGAAAAUCACAGAAAACAGCUUACAGUAAUAAUAAUGGGACAUUAUUCCAUAUAAAUAGUAUUUCAAUUUAUGCGUCUUCGAGAAAGCUCGUGAUCUAAGAAGAAAGGUAAAUAAAAGGUUGCGGAGAGAGAGAGAGAGAGAGAGAGAAAAAAAAACAAUGAAUCACGUUCCUGUAUGUAUGGACAAAUGCGCGUAUCGUAAAACUUUAUUUGUGUAAUUUCGUGACAUUGUUUCUAAUAUCUUAUAUUUAUAAGAAUAAUCAAUACUUUGACACAGAAGACCCGAGAUGUUUCUUUUUUCGAUGGAUAUUAAAAUACAAUUGGUUUUAAAAGGCGUGUCAAGAUUUUUGACUCCUUGAUAUAUCAUAUUGUAAUUAUCUAAAUCUUUUAUUCACGUCUAUUAAGUUUAUAAAUAUAAUUAGAGAGAGAGAGAGUGAGAGAGAGAGAGAAAGAAAGAACAUGUGCGGAAAUGACUAGUAUAUAUUUGUAUAAUUUAAAAAUUGACGUGCGCGCUUUGUGUCACCAAUUUUAUUAUGGAGAGAAAUAAAAGUUGCAGACAAAUUUUUUUUUCUUUCGAUUAUUGUAUCGUAAUAUCGACGAUAUCGAACGAAAGGAAAAAAAAAGAAAAGAUAUAAAAAAUUGGUCGACUAUCUUUGUCCGAUCACGCAGAGAUUUUUGCAAUAUACAUUGUCAUUUCCACAAUAAACAUAAUCAAUGAAGCUAAGUCGUACCAUAUAUUGAAAUACAAUUUAAAUACAUUCGCGUAAAUUUAUAUGACACGUAAAAGUAUUUAUCACUUCACUGUCGUAUACUACAGUAAGCUAUAACUAUAAAGAUUUGCAAAUAAAUAGUCGCAUAUUUCUUGUAAUCUUAUUUAUUAUAGACAAAUUGGUGAUUAGUCAUUUUUUGAGGCAUCUGAAUAAAUUGGACGAAGCAUAACGUAUAAUAAGUAACAAA